Messenger RNA from Nannospalax galili (Upper Galilee mountains blind mole rat), 2754 nucleotides. It is a transcript of the gene Anxa6, whose product is annotated as annexin A6. The transcript has 26 exons. Gene Ontology annotation, molecular function: cholesterol binding; ligand-gated monoatomic ion channel activity; GTP binding. The coding region runs from base 163 to 2184 and encodes 673 amino acids. Gene Ontology annotation, cellular component: cytoplasm; focal adhesion. The record is from RefSeq and is a predicted model, not a curated record. Gene Ontology annotation, biological process: mitochondrial calcium ion homeostasis; regulation of muscle contraction; neural crest cell migration. Lineage: Eukaryota; Metazoa; Chordata; Mammalia; Rodentia; Spalacidae.
UUGGCCCCUGCGCGCCACGUGGCCCCAGGGUCCCGGUGCGCCCCUGCGCUGCGGCGGCUGCUCAGCUAACGGGCUGCCCGCUGCGCUCCCUCCCUCCCUCCGUGUGUCGGCGCUCCCCGCAGGCCUCCCCCGGUAGUGGCUUCUACUGCAGAACCUGAGACCAUGGCCAGAACAGCACAGAAUGCCAAGUACCGGGGCUCCAUCCAUGACUUCCCAGACUUUGAUUCCAAUCAGGAUGCUGAGGCUCUGUACACAGCCAUGAAGGGCUUUGGCAGUGACAAAGAGUCCAUCCUGGAGCUGAUCACCUCCCGAAGCAACAGACAGAGGCAGGAGAUCUGCCAGAGCUACAAGUCCCUCUACGGCAAAGACCUCAUCGCAGACUUGAAGUAUGAGCUAACGGGGAAGUUUGAACGGCUGAUCGUGAACCUGAUGAGGCCACUUGCCUACUGCGAUGCCAAGGAAAUCAAAGACGCCAUCUCGGGCGUCGGCACAGAUGAGAAAUGCCUCGUUGAGAUCUUGGCUUCCCGGACCAAUGAGCAGAUCCACCAGCUAGUGGCCGCAUAUAAAGAUGCCUAUGAGCGGGACCUGGAGUCUGACAUCAUUGGAGACACUUCUGGCCACUUCCAGAAGAUGCUGAUCGUGCUGCUCCAGGGAACCCGGGAGAGUGAUGAUGUCGUGAGCGAGGACUUGGUCCAACAGGACGUCCAGGACCUGUAUGAGGCGGGGGAACUGAAAUGGGGAACAGACGAGGCCCAGUUCAUUUACAUCUUGGGAAAUCGCAGCAAACAGCAUCUGCGGUUGGUGUUUGAUGAAUAUCUGAAGACCACAGGGAAGCCCAUAGAAGCUAGCAUUCGAGGGGAGCUGUCCGGGGACUUUGAGAAACUGAUGCUGGCUGUUGUGAAAUGCAUCCGCAGUACCCCAGAGUAUUUUGCCGAGAGGCUCUUCAAGGCCAUGAAGGGCCUGGGAACUCGGGACAACACCCUGAUCCGCAUCAUGGUCUCCAGGAGCGAAUUGGACAUGCUGGAUAUCCGAGAGAUCUUCCGGACCAAGUAUGAGAAGUCCCUCUACAGCAUGAUCAAGAAUGACACCUCUGGAGAGUACAAGAAGGCUCUGCUGAAGCUGUGUGGGGGAGACGAUGAUGCCGCUGGCCAGUUCUUCCCGGAGGCAGCACAGGUGGCCUAUCAGAUGUGGGAGCUUAGUGCAGUGGCCCGAGUUGAGCUGAAGGGUACUGUGCGUGCAGCUGAUGAUUUCAACCCUGAUGCAGACGCCAAGGCCCUGCGGAAAGCCAUGAAGGGAAUUGGAACUGAUGAAGCCACCAUCAUUGACAUCAUCACGCACCGCAGUAAUGCCCAGAGGCAGCAGAUCCGGCAGACCUUCAAGUCUCACUUUGGCCGGGACUUAAUGGCUGACCUGAAGUCUGAGAUCUCGGGAGAUCUGGCAAGGCUGAUUCUGGGGCUCAUGAUGCCACCAGCUCAUUAUGAUGCCAAGCAGCUGAAGAAGGCCAUGGAGGGAGCUGGCACCGACGAAAAGGCUCUUAUCGAAAUCCUAGCCACGCGGACCAACGCUGAAAUCCAGGCCAUCAAUAAAGCCUACAAGGAGGACUAUCACAAGUCGCUGGAAGACGCCCUGAGCUCAGACACAUCUGGCCACUUUAGGAGGAUCCUCAUUUCUCUGGCCACGGGGAAUCGUGAAGAGGGAGGAGAAGACCGGGACCAGGCCCGGGAAGAUGCCCAGGUGGCUGCUGAGAUCUUGGAAAUAGCCGACACUCCCAGCGGAGACAAAACUUCCUUGGAGACGCGCUUCAUGACAGUCCUGUGCACCCGUAGCUAUCCCCACCUCCGCAGAGUCUUCCAGGAGUUCAUCAAGAUGACCAACUAUGACAUAGAACACGUCAUCAAGAAGGAGAUGUCCGGGGAUGUUAAGGAUGCAUUUGUGGCCAUUGUUCAAAGUGUCAAGAACAAACCUCUGUUCUUUGCUGACAAACUGUACAAGUCCAUGAAGGGCGCUGGCACAGAUGAGAAGACUCUCACCAGGGUGAUGAUCUCCCGGAGUGAGAUCGACCUCCUUAAUGUCCGGUGGGAAUUCAUUGAGAAGUACGACAAGUCGCUGCACGAAGCCAUCGAGGGUGACACCUCCGGAGACUUCCUGAAGGCCUUGCUGGCUCUCUGCGGUGGCGAAGACUAGGGCCACCAGCUUUGGUGGGUCCCUCUGCCAAGCAGUGGCCAACGGCCCCAGCCCCCCGACCAAGCUGUUGUUCCAGCUCCAGAAACCAGGAGGGAGGAGGGAGGGGCAGGCUGGGCUGCCUUCUUCAGCUGGGGCGCCUUCCCGCUCUUGAGGGUCCCUGGCGGUCCCUCCUUCUGUCCCUCCUGCUCAUGGCUGAGUGGCUGGAGAACCGUUGCCAUAGUCCCAUCUACUUCACCUCCACUCCCCUUUCACCUCCUCCUCAGCCCUCCCAGGCCUCCAUCCCUCACCACAACCCCUGGUUUGAGCUUUGUCAGAUCCCAAAACAUACCAAGCCUCUAUCUGCAAAAUGAGUCAGUCAUGUGUGCUUGAAACGGUGGGCUGUAGUAGCUGGUGCCAGGUGAGUGUGUUGGCGUGUUGCAGGUUAGAUGAAUUUGGUAGACUGGUGAUUUUCCCCCACCAUCACCAGUAAUUCUGCUAAAAUACUGAGCCAGGUUUCAUUUUGCCCUUGAGUUCUGACCUCAGGCUCUUCCCUUCCCUUCUCCAGCCUCUUUUAUUAUCUACAUUAUAGGU